Molecule: messenger RNA, 2657 nt
Organism: Tuber melanosporum (Perigord truffle)
Lineage: Eukaryota; Fungi; Ascomycota; Pezizomycetes; Pezizales; Tuberaceae
Exons: 3
Coding region: 910-2475 (521 amino acids)
Molecular function (GO): ubiquitin binding
Source: RefSeq, a predicted model, not a curated record
AUGGAGAAAACGGCUCCCGGGGGCCCACAGUCGGCAUCAGGCUGGUAAGGAUAAAGUUUCUAUACAUAUCCUUUUUGCCUAUACUGGCAGUGGGUUGACAUCUGUGGACACAACCGCUACCAUAUUGCAUACCGCCAAAUUUUGAUUCUUUCUGCUCGGAUAUGGGUUGUGUGCAAUACCCGUCACGGUUGUAUUCGCGAACGUCACCCGUCACGAGUAUGCACCCGUUAUUUUUAAACUCCAAAUGCGGUGCUGGUACCCUAAACCUCCCAUCCCCCAACAAGUUAGGCUGUAGAAAUCACAAAUACAACGUUGGCCGAAUGAUCAACCUCAACCAAAGUGACCAAAUGCCAGCUCCUCCUCUCGCCCUUUCUCCAAGGUAUAGUAUUUCGAAUGCUAGUACCGGUUCUUAAGACUCAUCCACCAUUCAACUGAUGCCAUCGCAUCAUGCGUCAAACACGUGAUCUCCCAUCAAAACCAGCGAGCGGGUCCUCUUAAGAACCUCAACUUCUGCCCCCAGCUUCUCCUCCCUUUCCUUCUACCUAUUUCCCUUUUUUCCCCUCCACACAAGCACCGGUAUCAUACUUCGAUAAAUUUGUUGAAAAACACUCGAAAAUUUGUACUCGUACAUACAGGUACUCAUAACCCUCCCCCUUAACCCUGGACGGGCAAGCAACAACAAUAUUGUACCAGUACCCGCACAAACACACACACACACCGUGCAGACAGCCUUUCUUUUAAAUUGCGAGUGGAAACAAACUUCCCCCCCACUUUCCCUUCCUUUUCGCCCGAGUUUCGUCGUGAGAGUAAAUCAAUUGCUCGAGCUACGAUUACGAUCAUCAUCCAAAAUAUACCUCACACAAUCCUCCAUGCCAUUUUCCAGAACCCCGCUUUUCGUAAUCAGCAAAGAUGACCAGCGAAAUGAACAAUGUAGAAAUAGAACCUCUCGGCCUUCUCGAAGCCGAAUUCCCCACCCUCGACUCCGCCCUAAUCGCAGCAAUACUUAACGAUACCAACGACCUAAGCAACGCCCGCCAAACACUCGAUAUAUUGAAGUCGCAGACCAUCCUUGACGAUGGCGCGCUUCCGGGUCUCGACUCCUGUCCCGAGCUUUGUGAGUGGUCGUCAGAAACCGACCAGACCUGGCAGACGGAGGAGAACGAUGACGAGAACCCAUCGGACAAGAUCGACUCUUUACAGAAGAUGUUUCCGGAAUUGGGCAUGUACACGAUCAAGCGAGUACUCAGCAGUGCUCAGGGCGACGUGGAUCACGCAACAGAUGAGCUCCUGAAUCGCGUUUUUUUGGACGCCGACGAGGACGAGGGGAGAAUAAGGGGGGUCGAUGCGUUUGAUAGGGAGCUGGGAUUGAAUUCGGGUGGAAAGAAAGGGAAACGUAAAGGGCGGCGUAGGAAGGGGGAGGGGGAGGGGGGAGGAGGAAGGAGGGCAAAUUUAGUAUUGGAUGAGAACUCGCCGAGUAGCAAUGCUGCAGAGUCCCGUUGGGAAACAAUGUCUCGGGAAGUGGAUUAUCUGGCGGGAUGCUUAGGCCUAGAACGGGGGAAGGUGCUCUCUGCUUACCAUGGCCAUAGUGGGUCGAUGGGUCCUACCAUUGCCGCUCUAUUGGACAAGUAUGGUGCUGGUGGCUCACAGAAUGCAACACAUCUUGAUGGGCUCCACGAUUUGGUGGCGGAAUUCGGGGCAACUGUGAAAACAGAUCACCUGAGCAAACUCUUGUCGCUCUGCGGAGAGAAUAAAACUGCCCUAUUCCAACUCGCCGAGAUUCUCUCCCGCAGCACUCCCCCCAAACACUUUUCCCCAGCAUCCUCUCCAACCCUUUCCUCCACAUCCGCAUCCGUAUCUCCCUCUUCCCCUUCAAAAACAGCCUCCCACCAAAUGACACCAACAGCCGACGCCGACUGGACAGUAAUCGGCACCAACCUCCACCGUCCGCCUAUGUCCGCACGCACCAACAUCCCCAGAUCCCCCACCUCGCCCUUAAUCCACCCAUCAUCCUAUGCAAUCGCGCGCAAUGAAGCCUUUGCCAAAGCCACCGCUGCACACCAAAGGUCCAAAUCCGACCGCUUAAUGUCCGGCGCAGCAGCAGUCUACAGCGAGCAGGGACACGAAUACAACAACAAAGUACGAGAAUACAGCGACAUCGCCGCUGAGGUAUUAGUAAACCAGAAUUCCAGCGAAGAUACACUAGAUUUACACGGCACUACGGUGAAGCAAGCGGUGAAUAUUUCGCGGGAACGCACGACUCAGUGGUGGGUUAGGGAAAGUAACGACAGAGAGCGGAGACGUAAGGGAGGGGCAAUGGCGCUGUGUAUUGUUACGGGGCGUGGAAGACACUCGAAGGGCGGGAAACCGAGGCUUCUGCCCGCAGUUAGUAAAAUGCUGAUUCAGGAGGGGUGGGAUAUUCAGGUCCAGGGGGGGCAGGUUUUGGUUUGGGGGGUGAGGGCGGGGGCGGGGGGGUAGAAGAUCGACAAUUAUAAUACUGUAUCAGCUUGUAUAUCCCUUGUGUUAUGGAUGGGAGUUGGGGAGGGGGGUUGGGAAGUUUUUGUUUGGUUGAUGGGUUGAUUGGAGUGGCUCAUUGAGAUGGAUGCUGUAAUUUUUGGUCAUGUUAUGUGUGGUUUAUGGCUGGGGAUAUUCUGAUAGAG